Molecule: messenger RNA, 682 nt
Organism: Coregonus clupeaformis (lake whitefish)
Lineage: Eukaryota; Metazoa; Chordata; Actinopteri; Salmoniformes; Salmonidae
Product: extensin-like
Exons: 1
Source: RefSeq, a predicted model, not a curated record
UACUCCCUACCCCUACAACAGUACUCCCUACCCCUACAACAGUACUCCCUACCCCUACAACAGUACUCCCUACCGCUACAACAGUACUCCCUACCCCUACAACAGUACUCCCUACCCCUACAACAGUACUACCUACCCCUACAACAGUACUCCCUACCCCUACAACAGUACUCCCUACCCCUACAACAGUACUCCUUACCCCUACAAAAGUACUCCCUACCCCUACAACAGUAAUCCCUACCCCUACAACAGUACUCCCUACCCCUACAACAGUUCUCCCUACCCCUACAACAGUAAUCCCUACCCCUACAACAGUACUCCCUACCCCUACAACAGUUCUCCCUACCCCUACAACAGUACUCCCUACCCCUACAACAGUACGCCCUACCCCUACAACAGUACUCUCUACCCCUACAACAGUACUCUCUACCCCUACAACAGUACUCCCUACCCCUAUAACAGUAUUCCCUACUCAUAUAACAGUACUCCCUACCCCUACAACAGUACUCCCUACCCCUACAACAGUACUCCCUACCGCUACAACAGUACUCCCAGCUCCUACAACAGUACUCCCUACCGCUACAACAGUACUCCCUUCCCCUACAACAGUACUCCCUACCCCUACAACAGUACUCCCUACCCCUAUAACAGUACCCCCUACCCCUAUAACAGUACUUCCUAA